Daphnia pulex (common water flea) is the source of this 2721-nucleotide messenger RNA. RefSeq lists its product as uncharacterized. The record is from RefSeq and is a predicted model, not a curated record. The transcript is spliced from 6 exons. NCBI's taxonomy places the organism in Eukaryota, Metazoa, Arthropoda, Branchiopoda, Diplostraca, Daphniidae. The coding region runs from base 601 to 1623 and encodes 340 amino acids.
CGAACUUUUUCUUUCGACAUAGAGAAAUUUCAAAGAAAUUUUGCGGGACUUGUCUCGGAACGAACGAAAAUAAACAAAAUUUAGUGGUGUUCUUUGCUGUAAUUUGGUUUGGAAUAUGAGUUUCAAAGACUCCUCGACUAUAGAAGAUGCACUACUUGGAUAUGAUCACCUAUUGCAAGUACUGUUGUCAGUUGAUUAAUCGGAAACCAACCAUAAACAAUUAAACCAUACUUUGUUUCAAUUAAAUUUUGAGACUAAAUUUGUAUUAUGUCAUUCUAGAACACUCCAUCGUUUCCGUUUUAUACAGCAGUUUACAUGGUAUAGCCUAUGGCUGAUUCCUCUCGUCUCUCCAUCCAAAGUAUAUGACAGCUGAAAUGAGGAUUUAGUUAUUAUAAACAUCAGUCAUGAGUGACAGGGCAAUCUUCCAACCUUCUGAAAACGACUGUUUAGCCUAAAGGAAAUUACUAGGGGCGCCAUCCAUCAAAAAAAGAUAUCCUGAUACGAGACGACGUUGAACCAUUUCGUCAUUUAGUAAACCCAGUCGCAACUCGUGAAGCUCUGGCGACCAGUUAAUAUACCCACAGUGUAAUAAUUACGAAAAUGGGCGCCAUUGCGAGAAAAUGGCUUGUCAUCCGAAUCGCCGCUGCAGUUUCAGUGUUUUUCUUUGGACUGUCUGCCCUGCUUCAAAACGGAAAAUUAGUACACACUAAAAAUAAUUUAACAACAGUGACCACCAUUUCGCCCCUGCAGAAUGUAUCCAGUCAGGACCGAUUAAACGAUGUCGUCGAUUGGAGAGUGGCGCCGGUCGAAAAAUUGACGCUGGAACAGUUGGUCGAAUACAUCGAAUGGACCAACAGCACAUCCUGUCGUCUUUCCCACGAUUUCGGCGGAAGCGUUGUCCUCUCCAUGGGUGUGGACGGGCAGAAAGCUUUGUGUCUCGAUCCGGCAGUCCGACCGGAGAAAGCCAGCGGCGGUUGGCCUCCGGUGACGGACAAGAAAUUCAGCGAGUGUCUAGUCUACUCUUUCGGCAUCAACAACGAAUGGACGUUUGACGAGGCCAUGCAAAACUUUGGAUGUCGCGUUUACGCUUUCGAUCCUUCGAUGCAACUCGCCAAUCACAAUCACACCCCGAAAAUUCACUUUUACAACACGGGACUAGGCGAUCGCGAUCACGUUCGAUUGAACGAUCGAGACCCGGCCAAUCCGAGCAACUGGACGAUGAAAUCGCUGGAUUCAAUCUACCGCCAUCUGCUGGGCCACGAAGACAAAAUCAUCGACUACCUGAAAGUGGACAUUGAGGGUGACGAAUGGAUCGUUUUGCCGCAAAUCAUCUCUUCCGGCAUGAUGGAUCGCGUGAGGCAAUUAGGAGUCGAGAUUCACUUGCUGACGCAUCACUGCCCUCACAUGACGUCGUGCCCACCACCGGACGUCUCGUUGGAUUUUAUUCGCCAACGAGUUGACGUCAUCAAAUCGCUGGAGGACUAUGGGCUGGUCCGCUUCGAUUCGAAAUUCAAUCCUUGGUCGAAUAACUUGAAAAUCGUCGACGGUGUCGACUGGUGGGGCUACGACGCCUACGAACUCGUUUGGUACAACCCCAAACUGGCCCGCAAUGUCUCACGCUGAAUUGUUUUAACUUGAAUUAUCGUGUAAAUCUUGAAAGGUGUUGCACAUGUGAAUAUAUUUUUGGAAAUCUACUUAUCAUUUCAUUUUUUUUUUUUUAUAAAAUAAAACUUUUUCGACCUUUCUCAACUCACGUUUAAUUUUAUCAAUCACCGACAGAUGGCUUGGGUUGAACGUGUCGUCGCCGUCGCCCGCCAUUAAACUAGUCGCAGACCACGUUCGCAGAAAGCUGACGCACACGUUUUCUCUGCUACUAACACGUUUUCCUCACCGCCAAAAAACGAUGGCCGAAAGAGACAAACGCACGGUAGCCGAGCUACUAAAACUUCGUUCUGACACGAUGAAAGAACGUAAAAAGACUGAAUUUGAUACAUACGUUCAGGUCGUGGCCGAAAUGUUUGAAGAGAAGCAUCCGGAACACACUUUCAAACCAGCCAUGAUUACCCAUCUGGAGCCUCGUUGGAAGAAGCUGACCGAAAAGGAAAAGGAGUCGUAUCGUCGCCUCAUGGUUAUUGAGAACAAGGCCAUCGACGCCGAGAUCAAAAAGAUAGACGACAUCAUUAUUGCCAAACGUCCGGGACAUCGAAUGUACGUGGAUUUCCCGAUAACUGUUCCGAAUCCUGAAAAAGACAAGAAACUCGAGGAUAAAAUGUGUUUCUCUCCGAUUUUCUGGUACCAGUUGGCAACCCACUAUGACAAUACCACCAAACGUGGUGCAGAGUAUCAGUGGCGAGAUAACGUUCCGAAAAUGCAACUGGACGCCAUCGACGGAUGGCCAUCACUGAGCGACAGCCUCAAGCGUCGAUACAUCAAAAUAGCCAAAGAGGAAUACGCGAAUUACACUGGAUCCAGCGACGGUGACGAAUUGGUGGACGAAAUUCUAUUGCGUAAACUGCAGCGGCGUCAGGAGGAGUUGGCUCAAGUGAACGAAGGCAGUGCUGCCGAAAGUCUUGACAGCCUUCAGAUAGAUCAACUGGAGCCAAUAACGUGAUGAGAUGGCCUCGUUUCAUCGUCAUCUGGGUUGCCAUUCGUUUACAUUUACAACGUGUACUCGGGACUUGCCUUUCUCCACGGGAUGGAAAAUAAACAAAAUAAAACUGA